Molecule: messenger RNA, 7992 nt
Organism: Urocitellus parryii (Arctic ground squirrel)
Lineage: Eukaryota; Metazoa; Chordata; Mammalia; Rodentia; Sciuridae
Gene: Cacna1d
Product: calcium voltage-gated channel subunit alpha1 D
Biological process (GO): calcium ion import across plasma membrane
Cellular component (GO): membrane; voltage-gated calcium channel complex
Molecular function (GO): high voltage-gated calcium channel activity
Source: RefSeq, a predicted model, not a curated record
GGGCGAGCGCCUCCGUCCCCGGAUGUGAGCUCCUGCUGCCCGCGGUCCCGAGCCAGCGGCGGCGGGGGCGGCGGCGGCGGGCACCCGGCACCGCGGCGGGCGGACGGGCGGCAUGGGGGGCGCUCCGAGCGGCCCCGGUGGCGGGGCCGGCAUCACCGCGGCGUCCCUCCGCUAGAGGAAGGGACCAAGCCAAUUCUCCUUUGCAGCAAAAAAUUAAAUGUAUAUAUUAUUAAGAUAAUAUAUACAUCUGAUUUUAUUUUUUUAAAAAGUUUAUUUUGCUCCAUUUUUGAAAAAGAGGGAGCGUGGGUGGCGAGCGGUUUUUAUAAAUUAUCCUUAUUUUCUGUUAUUUGUCCCUGUCCUCCCCACCCCCUGCUGAAGCGAGAAUAAGGGCAGGGACCUCGGCUCCUACCUAUCGGUAACCCCCUUACCCAUCCCUCCCCCGCCCUAAUGCCCAGCAUAGUGCCCUGCACACAGUAGGCGCUCAAUAAAUGUUCGUGGAUGAUGAUGAUGAUGAUGAUGAAAAAAAUGCAGCAUCAACGGCAGCAGCAAGCGGACCACGCGAACGAGGCAAACUAUGCAAGAGGCACCAGACUCCCUCUUUCUGGUGAAGGACCAACUUCUCAGCCGAAUAGCUCCAAGCAAACUGUCCUGUCCUGGCAAGCUGCAAUCGAUGCUGCUAGACAGGCCAAGGCUGCCCAAACUAUGAGCACCUCUGCACCCCCACCUGUAGGAUCUCUUUCCCAAAGAAAACGUCAGCAAUACGCCAAGAGCAAAAAACAGGGUAACUCGUCCAACAGCAGACCAGCCCGCGCCCUUUUCUGUUUAUCACUGAAUAACCCCAUCCGAAGAGCCUGCAUUAGUAUAGUGGAAUGGAAACCAUUUGACAUAUUUAUAUUAUUGGCUAUUUUUGCCAAUUGUGUGGCCUUAGCUAUUUACAUCCCAUUCCCUGAAGAUGAUUCUAAUUCAACAAAUCAUAACUUGGAAAAAGUAGAAUAUGCCUUCCUGAUUAUUUUUACAGUCGAGACAUUUUUGAAGAUUAUUGCAUAUGGAUUAUUGCUACAUCCUAAUGCUUAUGUUAGGAAUGGAUGGAAUUUACUGGAUUUUGUUAUAGUAAUAGUAGGAUUGUUUAGUGUAAUUUUGGAACAAUUAACCAAAGAAACAGAAGGCGGGAACCACUCCAGUGGCAAAUCAGGAGGCUUUGAUGUCAAAGCCCUCCGUGCCUUCCGAGUGUUACGACCACUUCGACUAGUAUCAGGAGUGCCCAGUUUACAAGUUGUCCUGAACUCCAUUAUAAAAGCCAUGGUUCCCCUCCUUCACAUAGCCCUUUUGGUAUUAUUUGUAAUCAUAAUCUAUGCUAUUAUAGGAUUGGAACUUUUUAUUGGAAAAAUGCACAAAACAUGUUUUUUUGCUGACUCAGAUAUCGUAGCUGAAGAGGACCCAGCUCCAUGUGCGUUCUCAGGGAAUGGACGCCAGUGUACCGCCAAUGGCACGGAAUGUAGGAGUGGCUGGGUUGGCCCAAAUGGAGGCAUCACCAAUUUUGAUAACUUUGCCUUUGCCAUGCUCACUGUGUUUCAGUGUAUCACCAUGGAGGGCUGGACAGAUGUGCUGUACUGGAUGAAUGAUGCUAUGGGAUUUGAAUUGCCCUGGGUGUAUUUUGUCAGUCUCGUCAUCUUUGGGUCAUUUUUCGUACUAAAUCUUGUACUUGGUGUAUUGAGCGGAGAAUUCUCAAAGGAAAGAGAGAAGGCUAAAGCGCGGGGAGAUUUCCAGAAACUCCGGGAGAAACAGCAACUGGAGGAGGAUCUCAAGGGCUACUUGGAUUGGAUCACCCAGGCAGAAGACAUCGAUCCUGAGAAUGAAGAGGAGGGUGGAGAGGAAGGCAAACGAAAUACCAGCAUGCCCACCAGUGAGACCGAAUCCGUGAACACUGAGAACGUAAGUGGCGAAGGCGAGACCCAGGGCUGCUGUGGAAGUCUCUGCCAAGCCAUCUCAAAAUCCAAACUCAGCCGACGCUGGCGUCGCUGGAACCGAUUCAAUCGCAGAAGAUGUAGAGCUGCCGUGAAGUCUGUCACGUUUUAUUGGCUGGUUAUUGUCCUGGUGUUUCUCAACACAUUAACCAUUUCCUCUGAACACUACAAUCAGCCAGACUGGUUGACGCAGAUUCAAGAUAUCGCUAACAAAGUCCUCCUGGCUCUGUUCACCUGUGAGAUGUUGGUAAAAAUGUACAGCUUGGGUCUCCAGGCAUAUUUUGUCUCUCUCUUCAACCGGUUUGAUUGCUUUGUGGUGUGUGGCGGAAUUACUGAGACCAUCUUAGUGGAACUGGAAAUCAUGUCCCCUCUGGGGAUCUCUGUGUUCCGGUGUGUGCGCCUCUUGAGAAUCUUCAAAGUGACCAGGCAUUGGACCUCUCUGAGCAACUUGGUGGCGUCCUUGUUAAACUCCAUGAAGUCUAUUGCUUCAUUGUUGCUUCUGCUCUUUCUCUUCAUUAUCAUCUUUUCCUUGCUUGGGAUGCAGCUGUUUGGAGGCAAGUUUAAUUUCGAUGAAACGCAAACCAAGCGAAGCACCUUCGACAACUUUCCCCAAGCCCUUCUGACAGUAUUUCAGAUUCUGACAGGCGAGGACUGGAAUGCUGUGAUGUACGACGGCAUCAUGGCUUAUGGAGGCCCGUCAUCCUCAGGAAUGAUCGUCUGCAUCUAUUUCAUCAUCCUCUUCAUCUGUGGUAACUAUAUUCUACUGAAUGUCUUCUUGGCCAUCGCUGUUGACAAUUUGGCUGAUGCGGAAAGUUUGAAUACUGCUCAGAAAGAGGAAGCUGAAGAAAAGGAAAGGAAAAAGAUUGCCAGAAAAGAGAGCCUAGAAAAUAAAAAGAACAACAAACCAGAAGUCAACCAGAUAGCCAACAGUGAAAACAAGGUUACAAUUGAUGACUAUCGAGAGGAGGACGAAGACAAGGACCCUUACCCACCGUGYGAUGUGCCAGUAGGUGAAGAGGAAGAAGAGGAGGAGGAAGAUGAACCUGAGGUUCCUGCUGGUCCCCGUCCUCGCAGAAUCUCGGAGUUGAACAUGAAGGAGAAAAUUGCCCCCAUCCCUGAAGGGAGCGCUUUCUUCAUUCUUAGCAAGACCAACCCGAUCCGCGUGGGCUGUCACAAGCUCAUCAACCACCACAUCUUCACCAACCUCAUCCUCGUCUUCAUCAUGCUGAGCAGCGCUGCUCUUGCGGCUGAGGACCCCAUCCGCAGCCACUCCUUCCGGAACACUAUACUGGGUUACUUUGACUAUGCUUUCACAGCCAUCUUUACUGUUGAAAUCCUGUUAAAGAUGACAACUUUUGGAGCUUUCCUGCACAAAGGAGCUUUCUGCAGGAACUACUUCAAUUUGCUGGAUAUGCUGGUUGUUGGAGUAUCUCUGGUGUCAUUUGGGAUUCAAUCCAGUGCCAUCUCUGUCGUGAAGAUUCUGAGGGUCUUAAGGGUCCUGAGGCCCCUUAGAGCAAUCAACAGAGCAAAAGGGCUUAAGCACGUGGUCCAGUGCGUCUUUGUGGCCAUCCGGACAAUUGGCAACAUCAUGAUUGUCACCACCCUCCUCCAGUUCAUGUUUGCCUGCAUCGGGGUGCAGUUAUUCAAGGGGAAGUUCUAUCGCUGCACAGAUGAAGCCAAAAGUAAUCCUGAAGAAUGCAGGGGACUUUUUAUCCUCUACAAGGAUGGGGAUGUGGAUAGCCCUGUGGUCCGUGAGAGGAUCUGGCAAAAUAGCGAUUUCAACUUUGACAACGUUCUUUCUGCUAUGAUGGCGCUCUUCACUGUCUCCACUUUUGAGGGUUGGCCUGCGUUGCUGUAUAAAGCCAUUGACUCAAAUGGAGAGAAUGUUGGGCCAGUCUACAACUACCGAGUGGAGAUCUCCAUCUUCUUCAUCAUCUAUAUCAUCAUUGUCGCCUUCUUCAUGAUGAACAUCUUUGUGGGCUUUGUCAUCGUAACAUUUCAGGAGCAGGGAGAAAAAGAGUAUAAGAACUGUGAGCUGGACAAAAAUCAGCGUCAGUGUGUUGAAUACGCCUUGAAAGCACGUCCCUUGCGGAGAUACAUCCCCAAAAACCCCUACCAGUACAAGUUCUGGUACGUGGUGAACUCUUCGCCUUUCGAAUACAUGAUGUUUGUCCUCAUCAUGCUCAACACACUCUGCUUGGCCAUGCAGCACUAUGAGCAGUCCAAGAUGUUCAAUGAUGCCAUGGACAUUCUGAACAUGGUCUUCACUGGGGUGUUCACUGUCGAGAUGGUUUUGAAAGUCAUUGCAUUUAAGCCUAAGGGGUAUUUUAGUGACGCCUGGAAUACGUUUGACUCCCUCAUCGUAAUCGGCAGCAUUAUAGACGUGGCCCUCAGCGAAGCCGACCCAACUGAAAGUGAAAAUGUCCCUGUCCCAACUGCUACACCUGGGAACUCUGAAGAGAGCAAUAGAAUCUCCAUCACCUUUUUCCGUCUUUUCCGAGUGAUGCGAUUGGUGAAGCUCCUCAGCAGAGGGGAAGGCAUCCGGACAUUGCUGUGGACUUUUAUUAAGUCCUUUCAGGCGCUCCCAUAUGUUGCCCUCCUCAUCGCCAUGCUGUUCUUCAUCUACGCAGUCAUUGGCAUGCAGAUGUUCGGGAAAGUUGCCAUGAGAGAUAAUAACCAGAUCAAUAGGAACAACAACUUCCAGACGUUUCCCCAGGCGGUGCUGCUGCUCUUCAGGUGUGCAACGGGGGAGGCCUGGCAGGAGAUCAUGCUGGCCUGCCUCCCKGGGAAGCUCUGUGACCCCGAGUCCGAUUACAACCCUGGAGAGGAAUACACGUGUGGGAGCAACUUUGCCAUUGUUUAUUUCAUCAGUUUUUACAUGCUCUGUGCGUUUCUGAUCAUCAAUCUGUUUGUGGCUGUCAUCAUGGACAAUUUUGACUAUCUGACACGGGACUGGUCUAUUCUGGGGCCUCACCAUUUAGAUGAAUUCAAACGAAUAUGGUCAGAAUAUGACCCUGAGGCAAAGGGAAGGAUAAAACACCUUGACGUGGUCACUCUGCUCCGGCGUAUCCAACCUCCUCUGGGGUUUGGGAAAUUAUGUCCACACAGAGUAGCGUGCAAGAGAUUAGUGGCCAUGAACAUGCCUCUCAACAGUGAUGGGACAGUCAUGUUUAAUGCAACCCUGUUUGCUUUGGUCCGAACGGCUCUCAAGAUCAAGACUGAAGGGAACUUGGAACAAGCUAAUGAAGAACUUCGAGCUGUGAUAAAGAAAAUAUGGAAGAAAACCAGCAUGAAACUGCUUGACCAAGUGGUCCCUCCAGCCGGUGAUGAUGAGGUAACCGUGGGGAAGUUCUAUGCCACUUUCCUGAUACAGGACUACUUUAGGAAAUUCAAGAAACGGAAAGAACAAGGAUUGGUGGGAAAGUACCCUGCGAAGAACACCACAAUUGCCCUACAGGCGGGAUUAAGGACACUGCAUGACAUUGGGCCAGAAAUCCGGCGUGCUAUAUCCUGUGAUUUACAAGAUGACGAGCCRGAGGAAAUUAAACGAGAAGAAGAAGAUGUAUUCAAAAGAAAUGGUGCCCUGCUUGGAAACCAUGUCAAUCAUGUUAAUAGUGAUAGGAGAGAUUCCCUUCAGCAGACCAAUACCACCCACCGUCCCCUGCAUGUCCAAAGGCCUUCAAUUCCACCUGCAAGUGACACUGAGAAACCGCUGUUUCCUCCAGCAGGAAAUUCGGUGUGUCAUAACCAUCAUAACCAUAAUUCCAUAGGAAAGCAAGUUCCCACCUCAACAAAUGCCAAUCUCAAUAAUGCCAAUAUGUCCAAAGCUGCCCAUGGAAAGCAGCCCAGCCUUGGGAACCUUGAGCAUGUAUCUGAAAAUGGGCAUCAUUCCUCCCACAAGCAUGACCGGGAGCCUCAAAGAAGGUCCAGUAUUAAAAGAACUCGCUAUUAUGAAACUUACAUUAGGUCUGACUCAGGAGAUGAGCAGCUCCCAACUAUUUGCCGGGAAGAGGCAGACAUACAUGGCUACUUCAGGGACCCCCGCUUGGGGGAUGCCGAGUAUUUCAGCAGUGAGGAGUGUUAUGAGGAUGACAGCUCUCCCACCUGGAGCAGGCGAAACUACAGCUACUACAGCAGGUGCCCAGGCAGCAGUAUGGACUUCGAGCGGCCCCGAGGCUACCACCCUCCCCAGGGCUUCUGGGAGGACGAUGACUCCCCUGUUGGCUAUGACUCACGAAGAUCUCCCCGGAGACGCCUGCUACCUCCCACCCCAACAUCUCACCGGAGAUCCUCCUUCAACUUUGAGUGCCUGCGCCGGCAGAGCAGCCAGGAGGAGGUCCCACUGUCACCUGCCCUGCCACACCGAGCGGCCCUGCCUCUGCACCUGAUGCAGCAGCAGAUCAUGGCAGUUGCAGGCCUGGAUUCGAGUAAAGCCCAGAAGUACUCACCAAGCCACUCAACCCGGUCAUGGGCCACCCCUCCAGCAACCCCUCCAUACCGGGACUGGACGCCGUGCUACACCCCCCUGAUCCAGGUAGAAAGGUCAGAGUCCCUGGACCAGGUCAAUGGCAGCCUGCCAUCCCUGCACCGCAGCUCCUGGUACACAGAUGAGCCUGACAUCUCCUAUAGGACAUUCACACCAGCCAGCCUGACUGUCCCCAGCAGCUUUCGGAACAAAAACAGUGACAAGCAGAGGAGCGCAGACAGCUUGGUGGAGGCAGUCCUGAUAUCUGAAGGCUUAGGACGCUACGCAAGAGAUCCAAAAUUUGUGUCGGCUACAAAACAUGAAAUCGCCGAUGCUUGUGACUUAACCAUUGAUGAGAUGGAAAGUGCAGCCAGCACCCUGCUCAACGGGAACGUGUGUCCUCGGGCCAACGGGGAUCUGGGUCCUGCCUCACACCGGCAGGACUAUGAGUUCCAGGACUUCGGUCCAGGCUAUAGUGACGAAGAGCCAGACCUUGRACGAGAUGAGGAAGACCUGGCAGAUGAGAUGAUCUGCAUCACCACCUUGUAGCCUCAGCAGGGGCAGAGCAGCUCCAGCCUUUGUGGGGGAAAAGUGCCUCGUAGUUAGAAAGUUUAGGCACUAGUUGGGAGUAAAUAUUCAAUUAGACUUUUGUACAAGUGAUGUCAUGCCUCAAGGAAGCCAUAAACCUGGUAGGUACAGGUUCCAAGCRGCGAGCUCAGCAGUGCGCCAGGCGCUGAGCCCAGCAGCAGAAGGCAGAUCUGGUCCUCUUUCGAGGGCGGGUAAGGCCAGAGCAGUUCCUGCCGACCACCCAGAUGGGUGCUGCCAGGGGAGUCCAAGUCUCACCGCACCCAGGGUGCCCGAAGGAGCGGUGGGGAAGGUUAAAGGUGAUGACGAUCAUCACACCUUGUCAUUACCUCAGCCAUCAGUCUAGCAUAUCAGACACUCACUGGGCCCAGCAUAUCCAUUUUUAUACCCCAAACACACUGCUUCCUGGUUCCUGUUUAGCUGUUCUGGAGGACAGUGUCAGAACCCCGCUACCAGCGAUCAUCAUGAGAGRGGAGUGGGACCUCAUAGACAAGGUUUUCUGCUAUAUGACGCCAGUUUACAUAAGAGAAUGUCACUCGGAUGGUCAGUUCCGACUGUCGUGCUUAAGGGCAACUGUAAACUGGAAUAAUAAUGCACUCGCAACCAGGUAAACUUAGAUACACUAGUUUGUUUAAAAAUUAUAGAUUUACUGUACAUGACUUGUAAUAUAUUACAAUUUGUAUUUGUAAAGAGAUGGUCUAUAUUUUGUAAUUAUUGUACCGUAUUUGAACUGCAGCAAUAUCCAUGGGUCCUAACAAUUAUAGUUCCCCACUGAAAUCUAGAAAUUACUAGUAUUUUUACUUGGGCUAUAGAAAGGUAGACAAAAUAGAGCCAAUUCUCACAUAUUCAGUGAAAAUCCUUUGGGGGUAAAAUUUUGAGUUCGAAAGAACUUGACACUACAGAAAUUUUUCUAAAAUAUUUUGUCACUAUAAACCUGUCUUUACAUAAGUAUACAAGAUGACUACUUGCAGUUUUUUU